Ooceraea biroi (clonal raider ant) is the source of this 1551-nucleotide messenger RNA. RefSeq lists its product as uncharacterized. The record is from RefSeq and is a predicted model, not a curated record. Lineage: Eukaryota; Metazoa; Arthropoda; Insecta; Hymenoptera; Formicidae.
UCAUUUGUAUCAAAAUACAAGAAUUGCGGAAGAGGUUAAUAUAAUAUCUCAUGACGUUCCCGAAUGUUUGAGUUUUGUUAGCAAUGUGAAUCCAGCAUAAUUCUGUAUGUCGCGAUUUCAUUGCUAGCUAUAAAGAUUAUUAUUAUACGAAAGAAUAGAGGAUAAUUGUAUUUGUCUUGACUACUUAAUAUUGAUUAGUAAAAAACACUAAACCAAGAAUUUAAGAGAAAAAUCUCUGAAAAGUAAAUGCUGUCGUGUAAUAAGAAACCAAGGACAUCAAAACCUAAAUGUUCUCAACUAAAAGGCAACUAAUAAAACGUACAGGAAAGAAUGGUAUUGGGCGUUACGAUUUUUUAAAACUCCUAGCUACCGAGUAUAAAACGACCAAAUCUAAAGAUGCAAAGGAGCAAACAUUGGCAAAUUUAGCAAACUUUGCCUACGAUCCUAUAAAUUAUGGUUAUAUAAGACAACUACAAAUAAUCGAUUUAUUUUUGUAUGCUUUGUCUGAAAAUAAUCCAAGAUUAGUACGUUUUGCCAUCGGUGGUAUUUGCAACUUAAGCUUAGAUCCAAUAAAUAAACUAUAUAUAUUACGCAAUCGAGGUGUUGAAUUAAUAUCAGCGCUGCUUUCUUCCGAGGAUGAAGACAUUUUACUCUCAGCAAUUUCUUCCUUGAUGUUUUUGAUUACAUCUGAUUCAAGAAGCAAAAUAAUAUCACCCGAAAUAAUUAAACAAAUAACUUCCAAAGUAAGAUCAUUUGCUAAUACAACGACCAAGAAUUUGAGAGAAGGGGAUCAAGUGUCAGUUUUUAAAAUAAUAACGAAUGACGACAUACUCAAGUUUGCUGAAUUGACUGGUGAUUAUAAUCCCAUACACACUGAAUCAGCAAGAAAUAUAGCACACGGUGCUUUACUCAAUGGUUUAGUGUCAGGUUUAAUUGGGACAAAGUUACCCGGAGCAGGUACUGUAGUUAUUGAACAAAAUCUCACAUUUCCUAAACCCUGUUAUGCUGGUGACACUGUAGAAGUUACAGUAAAAAUUGUAUCGGCCAAAAUGUACUUAGCAUUGGUGAUGAUGGCUCUUUGCAUAUCAUAUUCUCAUGCAGAAAAAAAUAGUACCGUUUCAAACAUUGUUAAAUCAUCUACGAAUUCACAUGAACAAUCAGUCGGUUGUGUCUGCGCUGUAUUUCUAAGUGGACAAUUUAAAAAAGGGAGCAAGGAACAACCUAAAGGGUAUCCUGCACUCUUCCACGAGCAUCCUGAUCCACUUCCAUGUACUGCUAUUGGAAAUAAGCUCUGCACCAGCAAAUGUCUUGACGCUAUAGUGAGACAUUUACCAAACAGUCAGGCAAUGCUUUGUGCUUCUAUAGACCGUGAUUGUUAUAAAGAAAGGGCUCAUCUUUUCAUGAAGAACUGCAAAGAUGAAUGGAUAAAUACCAAUCUUUCUGCAGGUAGAGAAUAUUGUUGUAAAGAUGGCUUGCCAUAUAAAUGUUAAUAAUGUAAAUUUAUGACAGACACUUUUAUAUAAUAAAAUUGUAAUAAAUUGAUUAUUCAAA